GUCAUGGAGUUCGAGGCCCAACGUCUGUGUGACAUCAUGUCGCAGCGCUUGGCUUCCGUGGCCAGCCAGGUUGGCGUUGGGAUGCCUGAGGCGGUCUUGCUUCAGGCCCAGGCGAACUCGCUCGUGGCCACCUUCGCCUCCUCGACCGCCAUCAACUUGCAGGUGGCCACGCAGGCGACGCACCGCAUCAACAGCGGACGGUGGACGCCCGACCAGAAGUCCCUGCUUGCGACGGCCUUGAACGACGCUGCCAGCGCGACUGAACUACAGAAGAGGUCGGGGGCUCCGCGGCGCCAGCAGGCGUGCCCUGACCUGCAGUUCUUCCUCGCGGCGUCCGACUGGAACUCCAUGGUGGACCCCAUGCUUCCCGAAGUUGCGAAGGCAUACGCCUUGGCCACUCGCACGUGGAGGCUGGGGAUCACGUGCCCGAACGAGAAGACCCAGAUGGCUGCUGCUGCCAUAGCCCUUACCUGCCACUACUCUGACGUCGCCACGGCCGAUGCGGAGAAGAGGCGUUUCAUAGCUGACAAGGUGCAGUCCAAAAUCAAGGAGCUCGACAAGGCAAAGGUCGACGUCACGAAGAUCACCAUGGUCCACAGGCGCUCGGCGACCGAGUUCAAGGGCAAGGCCAGCUCCAAGCCAAGCACGCCAUCGCCUGCCAGCUCGAGCGACCAGCCGCAAUGCUUGCAGCUGGCGCUUCCCCCGAGUGCCCCGCGGCCUCAGCAACCGACCUGCCCCUUGCAGCUCUCGGCGGGCUUGGCCACUCAGGCGUUCGGCAACGGGGCUGCUGAUGCGCUUGCGCCACUGAUGCAGCAGUUCGGCAUGCAGUUCCAGCAGCAGCACUUUCAGCGCGCCAACAUGCUGCCGUACUCGAGCACGCACCUCUCGCCAGUGCAGGCACUUGCAGAUGCCCCACGCGACGGCGCAGGAGCGGCUGCCGCUGCUGUUGGGGCGGGAGGCAUCCCUAAUACGGCGCCCGCGCAGUCGAAGACAGCCGACGCCGAUGAUGGCGACGAGGCUGCAACCCCCGACGACGAGCUCGAGGCGCUCGAGUCGAGCAUGCUGGCGGUCGCUAAGGCCAAGAAGAAGGGGGGCGCGGAG
Molecule: messenger RNA, 1101 nt
Organism: Prorocentrum cordatum
Lineage: Eukaryota; Dinophyceae; Prorocentrales; Prorocentraceae
Source: the annotation of a GenBank genome assembly